Naegleria lovaniensis is the source of this 1497-nucleotide messenger RNA. RefSeq lists its product as uncharacterized. Gene Ontology annotation, molecular function: L-serine-phosphatidylethanolamine phosphatidyltransferase activity. Bases 1 to 1497 code for a protein of 498 amino acids. Gene Ontology annotation, biological process: phosphatidylserine biosynthetic process. Lineage: Eukaryota; Heterolobosea; Eutetramitea; Acrasida; Naegleriidae. The transcript has a single exon. The record is from RefSeq and is a predicted model, not a curated record.
AUGUCCUCUCCAUCAGUACCACAACAAGAUUUGAGGAAUAGGAAAAACAAACAAUUAAUUGUUCCUCCCAUCAAUACACAACAAUUAUCUUCAUCGUCGUCAUCUAGUAAUACUUCUCCUUCAGAAGCAGAUUCAGCAAAACAACAACAGUCCGAAUGUAGAACACCGAAAGAUGAAUUUAUUGAUGCCUUGAAUAAGCCUCAUACCAUCACCAUACUGGUGGCAUCCUUUGCUGUAUUGUUUUAUUAUUCUUUCAUCCGGCAUGAUGCUGUAACAACAGAACAAAAUGUAAAGCGAGGAAUUAUGGCCAUGAUUGGAUUGUUUCUUGUCUAUUGUGUGGUACAAUUGCGAGAUGGUAUUUUGAUGAGGCCUCAUCCUGGAAUAUGGAGAUUCAUCACAGGAAUUGGUCUUGUAUAUUUGCUAUUCCUUGUCUUUUUAAUGUUCCAAACCAAGGAAGAUGCUAGGCAAUUCAUGAAGUAUCUAGAUCCAUCGUUGGGUGUUCCUUUGCCAGAAAGAGAUUACGCAAAUAAUUGCGAUGUUUACACCCCUAAUAAUCCUGUUUCGUAUUUCAAGAAUGUUUAUGAUACCAUUUAUGAUGAAUUCAUUCUUGCCCACGUAUUGGGAUAUAUUGCCAAAGCUCUACUCUUUCGUGACAUGAAGCUUUGUUGGUGCUUGUCACUCUUUUUUGAGAUUAUGGAAAUUACAUUCCAACAUUGGUUACCAAACUUUAAGGAGUGUUGGUGGGAUCAUAUUAUCAUUGACGUUUUGAUUUGCAAUAAUAUUGGUAUUAUUAUUGGCUUGUGGAUUUGUGACUAUUUGAAAAUGCGAAAAUAUCCAUUGUGGAUUGGCGUUACAAAGAUGGACACAACUCCAAAGAAAAUCAAACGAAUUUUCCAACAAUUUACUCCAUUCAACUGGACCUCCUAUGAUUGGCACAUAUUCGACGAUGCCAAACACUUUUUAUAUUUUUGUGCCAUUGUAUUGGCCAUGAAUAUUGUUGACCUUAAUGCUUUCUUUUUAAAGUAUGUGUUAUGGGUUCCUCCUCCAAACAAGUUGAAUAUCUAUCGUUUGCUCAUUUGGUUCUGUCUAGGAAUGCCAGCCAUUAGGGAAUAUUAUCAAUACAUUAGUGAUCCAAAUACAAAGAGGAUUGGAGCCAACACAUGGAUUGCUAUUGGCAUUAUUUUCACAGAAAUUUUAGUUUACUUUAAAUUCAGUGAAGGCUAUUACCUCAUUCCAUUCCCACAUCACAUUUGGGUGAAUUGGGUCCUAUUUUUCAUGAUUAUUAUUCCAUGGUUUAUAGUUUUCUUCUUUGUCACCAAUAGAGAAAUGCGCAAGAGAAACCCACUGCUCAAGUUUGCAUUGAAUGCUACUUUGACUCUUUCCAUGGUUCCUCUGAUUUUCAUGUUCCUUUCAGGUUGUCCUGAUUUGCAGUACGGAAGAGAUUGGUUCGACAAUACUGUAGAGGGACUUCUUCAAAAGUAUGCUUACUCAAACUAA